Molecule: messenger RNA, 1371 nt
Organism: Anarrhichthys ocellatus (wolf-eel)
Lineage: Eukaryota; Metazoa; Chordata; Actinopteri; Perciformes; Anarhichadidae
Gene: vkorc1
Product: vitamin K epoxide reductase complex, subunit 1
Exons: 3
Coding region: 92-583 (163 amino acids)
Biological process (GO): vitamin K metabolic process; peptidyl-glutamic acid carboxylation; blood coagulation
Molecular function (GO): vitamin-K-epoxide reductase (warfarin-sensitive) activity
Source: RefSeq, a predicted model, not a curated record
CAAAGUGAAGUUUGGAAGGAAACGAAGCCUUGUUUUCUUUUCUUUUUUUUGCCUACAGGAGCCAUUUAGAUUGAUCUAAACGUGAAUAAACAUGGAAAUGCCGAAAUGGGAGAGAAAAUCGCGCAUACUUCUCUGCGUUUUCGGUUUGUUUUUGUCUGUGUAUGCGCUUCACGUCGAGCUGUCCCGAGAGAGAGACCCAGAAUACAGGGCGAUGUGCGACCUGGGGGAGUCUGUGAGCUGCUCCAAAGUUUUCACCUCCAGAUGGGGACGAGGUUUUGGCUUGGUCCAGUUCUUUGUUGCCAAAGAUAGCCAUCUGAACCAGCCCAACAGUGUGCUUGGCCUCAUAUUUUACACUCUCCAGAUGGGCCUGGGACUGUCUCUGUCCAAAAAGGCAGCAAUGUUCCUGGUCUUCGCCUCCUGGGUGUCUGUGGCCGGCUCACUCUACCUCGCAUCUAUUCUCGCCUUUGUUCUGGGGGAUUUCUGCCUGGUCUGCGUGUCAACAUACAUCGUCAACUUUGCGUUGCUCUUCACCAACCUGAGACGUAGGACAGCAAUUGAAGGAACGAAGGAGAAGGCUGGAUAGAAAGUGACUACUUGAGAAAUUCAACACCUUUUUUUUGUGUUGAACAGUAUUUCUACAUUGAGGAACAGGCCCGGAGAUGCAUCUCAGAAGAUCUAUAACAUGAUUUUUUUUUUAUGUGCAGAAACUUACCAAAGCAGUCAUUUUGUAUACAAAUGUUUAUUUGUGAUGCAGAUUACACAUUUUUGAAUACUACCUCUUGCCCCAUGUGGUAUAGGCCUGGCUUGUUAAGACAUCAAUAAUCCUUAAAAUGGAUCAUUUGUCUACAGUAAAUGAUCACGGGGUGAAGCAGUAGAGAUACAUGCAGUUGCUCAGUCUAACCAGGAGAUGGAGCCACAUGUACAGUGUUAUCAUGGUGAAUGUGGAUACCGGAGAAUUAUAGUACACAGCAGUAUUUGCAUUGCAUUUAUUACAAAAACUAACAUGGUAUUGUAAGUUAAAUACACAAUAUCGUGGCUGGAUUUCGAGUUUGACCUAACACAAUGUUACACAAUUCACAGUAUGAAUUUAAAUAAGUAACUAAAAUUAGAUUUUUACACAGAGACCCUAGGCAAGACAAGCUACACAUUUUGGGUAAUAAAGCAGGACCCACCAAUUAGUUGAUUUAGGCCUACUCUGUUGGUGCAGAUAGAAAAAUAACUAUAAAGUAGACCUAUUUCAAAUUAGCUUAAUCUUGACCAGCUACAACUUCUGAUAAUAAAAACGAUAAUGUAUUUUGUGUGCUUUUACUUUUGUUAAGUUACUUCACGGAUAAUUGGCUUCUUCUGUACUUUUACUGAAUUAAAUAUUUG